GGUUGCCAGGGGCCGGUCUGUCAGCCAUAGAGCCGCCUCCCCAUGCUCCCAGUCAGGUCAGUCACCCGGCAGCUGCAGCAGUGACGCAGGGAAGAUGGCGGCGCACAGUGUGAAACGCUGCCUGCCUCUCGUGGUUAUUCUAGGGGCAACUGGAACUGGCAAAUCAAAAUUAGCUCUGCAGCUGGGCCAGACUCUUGGAGGGGAAAUCAUCAGUGCAGACUCCAUGCAGGUGUACCAGGGUUUGGAUAUUAUCACAAAUAAGGUGACUGCCGAGGAGCAGCUUCUCUGCAGACAUCACAUGAUCAGCUUUGUGGAUCCUCUAGUUACCAAUUUUACUGUAGUAGAUUUCCGCAACAAAGCAACGGCUCUGAUUGAAGAUAUCUUUGCAAGAGACAAAAUCCCAAUUGUUGUGGGUGGAACAAACUAUUACAUUGAGUCACUCCUGUGGAAAGUCCUGGUUAAUACGGGAUCUGAAGUAAAGACAAGUGUUCAAGGACAUCAAGGGCAAAUCACAACUGAUAAGAAAUUAGAGCUGGAGACAUUAGACAGCCAUGAACUUCAUGCACGUCUGAAAAAUGUGGACCCAGAGAUGGCAGCAAAGCUACACCCACAUGAUAAACGUAAAGUGGCAAGGAGCCUACAGGUGUUUGAGGAAUCUGGUAUCUCUCAUACUGAGCACCUGAGACGCCAGCAGGAGGAGGAAGGAGGUGGUCCAUUAGGUGGAGCCUUGAGGUUUCCACAUCCCUGCAUCCUAUGGCUACAUUCAGACCAGGAAGUUCUUAAUACCAGGCUGUGUGCCAGGGUGGAUGAAAUGAUAGAGAUGGGACUGCUUAAGGAGCUACAAGACUUCCACAAGCGCUACAAUGAGAAGGUCAUUGCACAAUCAGGCCAGGAUUACCAGCAUGGCAUUUUCCAAUCAAUUGGCUUCAAGGAAUUCCAUGAAUACCUAGUGACCAAGGACAACAAAUCCUCAGAACAAGUUGAGAUGCUUUUACAGAAAGGUAUCGAGGCACUCAAACAAAGAACACAGAAGUAUGCCAAGAAACAGAAUAAAUGGGUGCAGAACAGAUUCUUAAAACGCCCUGGAGCCAAUGUGCCCAGUGUGUAUGGGCUGGACGUGACAGAUACUUCUGCUUGGGACAAAUGUGUUCUUUCUCCUGCUAUACAGAUCGUCAGCAGCAUGUUGCAGGGUCUUCCUCCUAUCAUGAAACCUAUCCAGAUUAGCUCUGACAAUAGUGAGAAUAAGAGAAGUAGUAGACUGUGCGACUUGUGCAAUCGAAUCAUCAUUGGUGAUCGGGAGUGGGCAGCUCACAUAAAAUCCAAAUCACAUCACGCAAAAACAAGGAGGAAACUGGAAGAAGACAGAGGAAACGCAGAAAAGAGGAAGAUGGGCCCUAGCUCUGAUGCAGAGAGUCUAAUGCAAGCGCUAGAAGGGACUUCUCACUCUGAUACAAGCUGUGUGUGUGACAUGCAGGAGAAGAGAGUGUGCACUCAUCAUAUAAACUCUACAGCCGACAUCCAAAAUAAUUCUCUGAAGCAGACGUUAAGUGAUAUUCAAUAACUAGAAACACCUGUUACACACCCUUUUAUUUAUUUCCCCACAAAUGACGUACAUGACCUGCCUCUGUAUAACCUGUAUAUAGCAAGCCAAUUCCUGCCAUGCUGAAUUCAUUUACAGAUGUACUACUAGGAGAAAUGGGGAGACGUGACUAAAUCCAUUUCUACUUAUGUUGCUGUUCUCUCUCUAAUGUACUCUAUUUCCAGACUGACUUGUUUACCAUGUUUUUAUUUUACAUGUUAUUUGACAUUUUCCAUGCAAAAUUCACGUGUUUUAUUAUAAGUAAAGAUAAUUUAACUAAAA
Pseudophryne corroboree (corroboree frog) is the source of this 1861-nucleotide messenger RNA. It is a transcript of the gene TRIT1, whose product is annotated as tRNA isopentenyltransferase 1. Gene Ontology annotation, molecular function: tRNA dimethylallyltransferase activity; ATP binding. Lineage: Eukaryota; Metazoa; Chordata; Amphibia; Anura; Myobatrachidae. The transcript has 11 exons. Gene Ontology annotation, cellular component: mitochondrion. Gene Ontology annotation, biological process: tRNA modification. Bases 95 to 1561 code for a protein of 488 amino acids. The record is from RefSeq and is a predicted model, not a curated record.